This is a messenger RNA of Sus scrofa (pig), 4674 nucleotides long. The record is from RefSeq and is a predicted model, not a curated record. Lineage: Eukaryota; Metazoa; Chordata; Mammalia; Artiodactyla; Suidae.
CUCCCGGGUCCCGGCCGGCGCCCCUAGCAGUGCCCUGGCCGCAGAGACGCCGCUGCCGCCCGAUGAAUGGAGUCGCCUUCUGCCUGGUCGGGAUCCCGCCCCGCCCGGAGCCCCGGCCCCCUCAGCUGCCACUGGGCCCCAGAGAUGGCUGCUCUCCUGGGCGCCCCCUCCCCUGGCAGGGCCCGAGGACGCUGCUGCUGCACAAAAGCCUCCAGGACGGUUUUGGCUUCACGCUGCGCCAUUUCAUCGUGUACCCGCCUGAGUCCGCCGUGCACUGCAGCCUGAAGGAGGAAGAAAAUGGAGGCCGAGGAGGAGGACCCUCCCCCCGGCACCGCCUGGAGCCCAUGGACACCAUCUUUGUCAAGAAUGUGAAGGACGAUGGCCCUGCCCAUAGGGCGGGGCUUCGCACAGGUGACCGACUGGUGAAAGUGAAUGGGGAGAGCGUCAUUGGGAAGACCUACUCCCAGGUCAUAGCUCUGAUCCAGAAUAGCGAUGAUACUCUGGAACUCUCCAUCAUGCCCAAGGACGAGGACAUCCUCCAGCUGGCCUACUCCCAGGACGCCUACCUGAAGGGGAACGAGCCAUAUUCUGGAGAGGCCCGAAGCAUCCCAGAGCCACCCCCGAUCUGCUACCCCCGAAAGACCUACGCCCCACCAGCCCGGGUCUCCACCUGGGCCACUAUGGUGCCUGAGCCACUCUCAGCCCUGCCCAGUGACCCCCGGAGUCCUGCUGCCUGGAGUGACCCGGGGCCCCGCAUCCCAUCUGCCACCCGCACCCGUCUGGACAGCCCUUCCUUGGGGAUGAGCCAGCCCCGACCCAGCCCUGGUGCCUUCCCCCGCCUCCCUUCGGAGCCCCGGACGCCUCGUGCCUUCCCGGAGCCUGGCAGCCGGGCGCCUCCCAGCAGACUGGAGUGCCAGCAGGCUUUGUCACACUGGCUGUCGAACCAGGUACCCCGCAGGGCGGGGGAGAGACGGUGCCCUGCCAUGCCUCCUCGGGCUCGCAGUGCCUCCCAGGACCGGCUGGAGGAUGUGACUGCCCACCGCCCGUGGCCCUGCUCCACCUCCCAGGGUGCCUUGAGCCAGCUGGGCCAGGAGGGCUGGCACCGCGCUCGCUCGGAUGACUACCUGAGCCGGGCCACCCGCUCAGCCGAGGCGCUGGGGCCAGGGGCACUGGUGUCACCCCGCUUGGAGCGCUGCGGCUGGGCUUCCCAGCGUCCUUCUGCCCGCACCCCCGCCUGCCCACCCAGGGACCUGCCCGGGCCCCAGGCCCCACCCCCGCCUGGCCUGCAGGGCCUGGACGAUAUCGGGUACAUCGGGUACCGGAGCUACAGCCCAUCAUUCCAGCGCCGGACUGGCCUCCUGCAUGCACUGUCCUUCCGGGACUCACCCUUUGGGGGGCUGCCCACCUUCAACUUGGCCCAGUCCCCGGCCCCGUUCCCACCGGAGGCCUCUGAACCACCAAGGGCCGUCCGGCCAGAGCCCAGCCCCCGGGCCCUGGAGCCUCCCGUCGAGGAUCGCCGUGACGAAGUGGUCCUGAGGCAGAAGCCGCCGACGGGCCGCAAGGUCCAGCUGCCCCCUGCAAGACAGAUGAACCUUGGGUUUGGUGACGAGUCCCCAGAGCCAGAGGCCAGUGGGCGAGGGGAACGCCUGGGCAGGAAGGUGGCCCCUUUGGCCGCUACCGAAGACUCUUUGGCUUCCAUUCCCUUCAUUGACGAGCCCACCAGCCCCAGCAUCGACCUCCAAGCCAAGCAUGUCCCUGCUUCUGCUGUGGUCUCCAGCGCCAUGAACUCAGCCCCCGUCCUGGGCACCAGCCCAUCCUCCCCAACCUUCACCUUUGCCCUCGGCCGCCAUUACUCCCAGGACUGCAGCAGCAUCAAGGCCGGCCGCCGCUCCUCCUACCUGCUGGCCAUCACCACGGAGCGCUCCAAGUCCUGCGACGACGGGCUCAACACCUUCCGGGACGAGGGCCGGGCUCUGCGGCGCCUGCCGAACCGCGUACCCAGCCUGCGGAUGCUUCGAAGCUUCUUCACUGAUGGGUCCUUGGACAGCUGGGGUACUUCUGAAGAUGCUGAUGCUCCUUCCAAGCGACACUCCACCUCUGACCUCUCAGAUGCCCCCUUCAGCGAUAUCAGGAGAGAAGGCUGGUUGUAUUAUAAGCAGGUCCUCACCAAGAAGGGGAAGAAAGCGGGCGGCGGCCUGCGCCAGUGGAAGCGGGUGUACGCCGCGCUGCGGGCGCGCUCCCUCUCGCUGAGCAAGGAGCGGCGGGAGCCCGGGCCGGCGGCGGCGGCGGGGGCGGCGGCGGCCGUCGCAGGUGAGGACGAGGCGGCGCCCGUCUGCAUCGGCUCCUGCCUGGUGGACAUCUCCUACAGCGAGACCAAGAGGAGGCACGUGUUCCGGCUGACCACCGCUGACUUCUGUGAAUAUCUCUUUCAGGCUGAGGACCGGGAUGACAUGCUGGGCUGGAUCAGAGCGAUCCGGGAGAACAGCAGGGCCGAGGGCGAGGACCCCGGCUGUGCCAACCAAGCUCUGAUCAGCAAGAAGCUUAAUGAUUACCGCAAAGUGAGCCAUAGCUCUGGGCCCAAAGCCGAUGCCUCCCCAAAAGGCUCUCGUGGCCUGGGGGGCCUCAAGUCUGAGUUCCUCAAACAGAGUACGGCACGAGGCCUCAGGACUCAGGACCAGCCUGCAGGGAGCAAGGAUGACAGUGCCGCCACCCCCAAAACCCCCUGGGGCAUCAACAUCAUCAAGAAGAACAAGAAGGCAGCGCCCAGGGCAUUUGGGGUCCGGCUGGAGGAGUGCCAGCCAGCCACGGAGAACCAGCGUGUCCCCCUGAUCGUGGCUGCGUGCUGUCGUAUCGUGGAGGCACGGGGGCUGGAGUCCACGGGCAUUUACCGAGUGCCAGGCAAUAAUGCAGUGGUGUCCAGCCUGCAGGAGCAGCUCAACCGUGGCCCCGGUGACAUCAACCUGCAGGACGAGCGCUGGCAAGACCUCAACGUGAUCAGCAGCCUGCUCAAGUCCUUCUUCCGAAAACUACCUGAGCCGCUGUUCACCGAUGACAAAUACAACGACUUCAUCGAGGCCAAUCGAAUCGAAGACUCGAGGGAGCGGAUGAAGACGCUGCGGAAACUGAUCCGGGAUCUCCCAGGACACUACUAUGAGACCCUCAAAUUCCUCGUGGGCCAUCUGAAGACGAUUGCCGACCACUCGGAGAAAAACAAGAUGGAGCCCCGGAACCUGGCCCUGGUCUUCGGGCCAACGCUGGUGAGGACAUCCGAGGACAAUAUGGCAGACAUGGUGACCCACAUGCCUGACCGCUACAAGAUUGUGGAGACGCUGAUCCAGCACUCAGACUGGUUCUUCAGUGACAACGAGGACAAGGGAGAGAGAACCCCUGUGGACGACAAGGAGCCCCAGUCAGUGCCAAACAUCGAGUACCUCCUGCCUAACAUUGGCAGGACAGUGCCCCCUGGGGACCCAGGUUCAGAUUCCACCACCUGUAGUUCAGCCAAGUCCAAGGGCUCGUGGGCCCCCAAGAAGGAGCCGUACGCCCGGGAGAUGCUGGCGAUCUCCUUCAUCUCGGCGGUCAACCGCAAGCGGAAGAAGCGGCGGGAGGCGCGGGGGCUGGGCAGCAGCACGGACGACGACUCGGAGCAGGAGGCGCACAAGCCCGAGGAAGGGGCGCCGGCACCGGGGGCUCAGGACCGGCCGAAGGGGCAGCUGCCGGGCGCCGCCCUCCCCGGCCCCGGGCGCCUCAGCCCCCCGGCGGCGCCGGAGGAGCGGCCGGCCGCGGACACGCGCUCCAUCGUCUCGGGCUACUCCACCCUGUCCACCAUGGACCGCAGCGUUUGCUCGGGCGCGGAGGGCCGGCGGCCGGGCGCGGGGGACGAGGCGGACGACGAGCGCAGCGAGCUGAGCCACGUGGAGACGGACACGGAGGGCGGCGCGGGGCCCGGGGGACGCCCGGCGCGCCGGCCCUCGUUCAGCUCGCACCAUCUGAUGCCCGGCGACACCCUGGCGCGGCGCCGCCUGGCCCGGAGCCGCGCGGACGGCGAGGGCGCGGCCGCGGGGCUGCCGGGCUCGGCCUCGUCCAGCAGCCAGGAGUCGCUGCGCCCCCCGGCGGCCGUGGCGGCGGCGGCGGCGGCGGCGCUGGGCUCUCGGCCCUCGCGCCUCGAGGCGCUGCGGCUGCGCCUCCGCGGCACCGCCGAUGACAUGCUGGCCGUGCGGCUGCGGCGGCCGCUGUCGCCCGAGACGCGGCGGCGCCGGAGCAGCUGGCGCCGCCACACGGUGGUGGUGCAGAGCCCGCUGACCGACCUCAACUUCAACGAGUGGAAGGAGCUGGGCGGGGGGCCCCCGGAGCCCGCGGGCCCGCGGGCGCACAGUGACAACAAGGACUCGGGCCUCAGCAGCCUGGAGUCCACCAAGGCGCGGGCCCCGUCGUCCGCCGCCUCGCUGCCGCCCGCGCGGGACCCGGGGAGCCUGCAGAGCCAGCCCCCGCGCCGCUCGGCCGCCUCCCGCCUCCAUCAGUGUCUGUGAGCCUUUCUCUCCCCCGCACCUUCCCAGCACCGUUCAACCCACCCCAAGCCCCUUGGUUUCCCAGGAGUCGCCUCUGCUCGCACCCCCUUUCGGUUGCCGGUGGGUGCAUGGGGUGCAAGUGAGAGGCGCUGAGACCUCGUCUCCA